AUGCCCUCUAGUGAAGAUUAUCGGCAAUUUCUAGAAGUGUUCUAUCCAUUUUUUCUUAUCACGUCACUGAUUAGUCAAUUAUUUGUGAUUUAUUUCAUUUUGAACUACACUCCAAAACAGUUACAAACACUGCGGUAUAUACUAGUGAACACUUGCGUUUUUCAAGUAAUCCACGUAUCUGCUUGCUACUUGAUGCAGUUUCGUCAAGUUUCUAACUUAGUUCCCAUGGAAGUAUGGAGUUAUGGAUAUGGCCGACAUUUCGAAGCAUUUGUUGGUUAUUCAUUGUAUCAUGUUGUACAAACAUCAACGGUUGCCAGUGGCAUUUCAGUAGUAAUGACGUUGUUCCUAAAGUACGAAGCAGCUAGAAAUGUAAAGCUCACAAGUUGGAAGCGAUAUUUGAUAAUUACAUGUAUCCUUUUACCAUUAGUCACUUCUGUGACACUGGAAAUAAUUCUUAUAAUCACGCAAUCUCUUCCUAAUGAAAUACGUGAACGCUACAAACUUAUUAAUGUCGACGUCAAAGAUCAUUCGGUAGUAGGAACUUUGAAUUUUAAAGUUCUUGCAAGUCAAGUUAAUGUAUGCAUAAUGUCAUCGUCUGUAGUUAUGUUGCCAAUUAUUGGGUUAAGCUCUCGAAGGAAAUUACUGGAGCAUAUUCAGAAAACAAGUGAUAGAGUGUCUCAGACCAAAAAUUCACAGAAUAAGAUGUUUGUGAAGGGUGUAAUACUUCAAACAUUUCUUCCAUUGUGCUUCUACUGCCCUAUAUCAUCCAUUUAUUUCUACUGCAUAGUCACACAUGAAGAAAUCCUCUUCCAGCAAUAUUUCAUGUUCUUGAUCCCAGCAUUUCCUGCAUUAUUCGAUCCUUAUAUCACUUUGUAUUUUAUUACACCAUAUAGAAAUCGUGUAAAAAUUUGGCUGCGCAUGAAUAAGGUGUCUCCAAAGUCUGUUACGUUAAUAAAUGUAAAUUGCAACUAUUAA
Molecule: messenger RNA, 975 nt
Organism: Caenorhabditis elegans
Lineage: Eukaryota; Metazoa; Nematoda; Chromadorea; Rhabditida; Rhabditidae
Gene: srd-41
Product: Serpentine receptor class delta-41
Exons: 6
Coding region: 1-975 (324 amino acids)
Cellular component (GO): membrane
Source: RefSeq, marked reviewed